AAUGUUCUUUUGCACUUUGACGCAAUGUUCUUGAAUGUUUAUGUAAAGCACUUUGAAUUGCCCUGUUGCUGAAAUGUGCUAUACAAAUAAAGCUGCCUUGCCUUGCCUGUGAUAAAGUUAAAGUCUAACCCAUUUGAAUGUUAUUUUAACACGUAGCCUGUAGGUCUGCAUGGGCAGUUACAUCAUCAGUGGUCACUCAGAGAGGAGGACUUGUAUCAGUGCUAAUCUUCACUGCAGGCUAUAUAGUGUCUGAUAUCAACAGGCCCUGGAGACACGUCCCACUGCACGGUGCUCCAGAGCAGUCCGAGGAGAGGAAUCACCAUCUCUGCAGCUGCCAUUCAAACUGCACAUAGAGGAGGAGGAGGAGACGAGGAGGACGCCUCCAUCCAUCCAUCCAUCCAUCCAUCCAUUCAUUCAUCAAUCCGCUCAGUGAUCGCUGCUCCGCCGCCUGCUGGACCUCCCGCGAGCCCCCUAUACCGAGACAACACCGGUGAACAACGGUCGCACGAUCAUAACCGUUGAGAGAGAGCGAGAGAGAGAGAGAGAGAGUAAGAGAAGAGAGGAGGGGGUUCAGCUGGAAGAAGGACGAGCAGCGUGGAGAGAGAGAAGAGGAGAGAAGAGCCCGUCUGUCACUGUUAUUCCCCGGUGUGGAUGGAGAGAGACGGAGCCGCUGACUGAACGCACCGAGCGACCUCCCUAGCUGCUGAUCUGAAGCUCCUCAUCUCUGACUGGAGUGGACAGCCGCCCCCCUCAGUGAAGAGCACCAUGACCCAGGAGGGGCAGGCUCUGCCCUCUCCCACCCCACCAGAGAGCCCAGUGGAGCCCAAUACAUCCACCACCAACACCGACUCACCCACAGAGACACACAGCCAGGCGGAGCAGGACAAGCCGGGGGCCGGGGCAAAGCACGAGAUAGAGGAGGGGAAACAACAAGAAGAGAUCAGAGAGGCAGAGGAGGGGGCACACAGGGAAGGACGGGGGAGGGAAGAAGUAAAGGGUGAGGGAGGAGAGGGUGAGUUGAAAGAGGAGAGGGUAGAUGGCGGCAGCGGUGAGGAUCAACAGACAGACGGAGGGGCGGAGGGGGAGAGGGAAGGGACGAGAGGCGAAGGAUGCGUAGAUGUGGAGGUGAGCUCAACGGGGGAGGAGGCAACACACGAGGUGGAGGGGAUGAAAGAAGAAGAGGAGGGAAAGGAAGAUGAAGAGAUGCAAGCGUCUACGGAGGAGGAGGCAACUCACCCUGAACAAGCUGGGCGACUGGCAAAUGGCAUAGGUGGGAAUGAAGAUGACGAUGAAGCGGGCGAGGAGGACGAGGAGGGAGGAGACGAGGGGGCGACUCAUACACACUUGGACACUUUCAGUUCUAACUUCGAGACUACUGUAGAACAGGCCGACACAGAAGUGGAGGAAGAGGAGGAGGAGGUCCAGAAGGAGGGUGACGGGAGAGAAAACCAGGACAGUUUCAGCUCGGUAUUUGAGCAGAUUGUUGAGCAGGUCGACGUUCAGGAGGAGGAAGACGAGGAGGAGGAGAGGGAGAGGGAGAUGGAGGAGGAGAGGGAGAAGGGCAGGAUGGACAACAGAGACGGCUUCAGCUCCACGUUCGAGCGCAUCGUGGAGUCGGCCCUGCUGAGGGGCGGGACCUGCUACAGCAGCCUGGACUCUCUGGACGUGCUGUCACUCACAGACGAGACGGACAGCUGCGUCAGCUUCGAGGCGCCACUGACGCCACUCAUCCAACAGAGGGCGCUGUUGCAGGGGCCUGAACCACUGGAGCUGGAGCUGGCAACCGUUCAGGAGCAAGAAGGGGCCGAGGCCGGACUGGACUCCCCAGGUGAUGAUCCCACGGCUGGGGAGAGUGCCUUCCGUGGAGCUGGAGCCGUGGCUGGAGUAGGAGGGAGCCCGCUGAGGACCACCAUACCGGGGAGCAGGUCAGAGUUUGUACUGAGCCAGUCUGGACGCUGGACCAUCCCUAAUGGAUACCACACAGACUCCCACAGAGCAGGGUGUGGAGCCAUGAUCAACUCUGUCAGCGAUGCCAACCUCACAGACGUGCUGUCUGACUCGGAGGAGUGUGAUUUGGGCAGUCUGGAGCGUUUGGAGCGCGGCAGCACCGACACUCUGGCCAAUGGCUGCCGAGCCGACUGCGAGGCCGCCAAGAGGCUGGCCAAGCGCCUCUAUCACCUCGAGGGCUUCAAACGCUGCGACGUGGCCAGACACCUGGGCAAGAAUAACGAGUUCAGCCAGCUGGUGGCGUCCGAGUACCUGAGCUUCUUCGAUUUCUCCGGCCUGACGCUGGAUCGAGCCCUGAGGAACUUCUUAAAGGCUUUCCCCCUGAUGGGAGAGACCCAGGAGAGAGAGAGGGUCUUGGUGCAUUUCUCCAGACGCUUCUGCCACUGCAACCCAUCGACACUCACCUGUGAAGAUCACAGCCAGGACGACCUUGAUGAUGAUGAGAAGGACGAUGGAGCCCACACUUUAACCUGCGCCCUUAUGCUGCUCAACACCGACCUACACGGACAUGUGAACAUUGGGAAGAAGAUGUCUUGCCAACAGUUUAUCAGUAAUCUAGAUGGACUCAACUAUGGCAAAGACUUCCCCAAAGACUUAUUAAAGAUCUUGUAUAACUCCAUCAAGAAUGAGAAGCUGGAGUGGGCAGUUGAGGAGGAGGAGCUGAGGAAAAGCCUGUCAGAGCUGGUGGAGGAGCAGUGUGAGUGUGGGAGUAAGCGUGUUGCCAGGGUAACGGACGGCAGUAACCCAUUCAUCGCCAUUCCCAUUCUCUUAAACGCCGUCACCUACAAACAUGGAGUGUUGACCCGCAAGAGCCAUGCCGACAUGGAUGGCAAGCGCACCCCGAGGGGUCGCCGCGGUUGGAAGAAGUUCUAUGCGGUUCUGAAGGGGAUGAUCUUAUAUCUCCAGAAGGAUGAGUAUAAGCCCGACGCCGACAUUUCCGAGGUGGACCUGAAGAACGCAGUGCGGAUCCACCACGCUUUAGCCACUCGUGCCACCGACUACAGCAAGAGAGCCAACGUGCUGAAGCUCAAAACCUCAGACUGGAGGGUGUUUCUGCUGCACGCCCCCGAGGAGGAGAUGAUGUCUUGGAUAUUUCGGAUAAACCUGGUUGCGGCGCUGUUCUCUGCUCCGGCUUUCCCCGCCGCCAUUGGUUCCAUGAAGAAAUUUUGCCGGCCCAUCCUGCCAUCGUCAUCCACCAGACUCAAACAGGAGGAGCAGCUGCUGAGUCACGAGAGCAAGCUGAAGCAGAUGAGCCUGGAGCUGGAGGAGCACCGGAAAAACUCGCCCUCAGUCGACCCCAAAAGCCGCGAGUGGGAGGAGUACCGGCUCAAAGAGCACUACCUCACGUACGAGAAGACUCGCUAUGAGACGUACAUCAGCCUCCUGCAGGCCAAAAUCCGCGCUGAGACAGACGACCUCGAGAAGAUCGAGGCCAGCGUGAUGGGUGGCCUGAUCAUGGAGGGUGGCCUGGCCGGCCGCGAGUGCCACAUGCGCAAGACGCAGUCGUCCCCGUCCAUCAGCCAGGCUCACGGCGGGCUGAACGGGAGGGCCGCCGGAAGCACCGCCCAGGGACAGAGAAGCUGAGGGGAGGAAGGAGGAAAAAAACAACAUCCCUUCAAGCCAAACUAGCUUAACUGGGUUUUUUUGUUCGUAUUUUGUGUUUCGGGCUCCUCCGUUCCUCCCGUUGUACCUACAGUAACAACAACAGGAGAAAUGACACUAUCCUUCCCAGAAUCUAUCAACCCCCGGUGAUAAGUUUCUGUCCUUGAGCAAUAGAUGAAGAAGAUGAAGAGCCUGUGCUUGAUACCCGACAAGUGACCCUGCCGAACCUCAGUCCCUUGAACUUUCAUUAUUGCACAUUAAAAUGAUCAUAACCGUGAUCACUAUUUAUAACAACGUCAUCAGUAUUAUUUUGAAAUGAGACUCAGAGUCUUUAGUUGAAAUGUGUUUUAGUUCUGAGCAGAGUCAUUUAUAAUGUAUUAGUUUAAGGCCAGAGAGAGAACAAAGAAGGAGAGACAGACUGGUUUGACUUUGUCCUCUCUGUCCUGUCCUCCAGAUGGUACUACUGUAGCAUUUUGGCCUUUUCCCCCCCCACCACCCAUGUUUACACACCCAGCCGCUCACAGGCGUGUGUACGGACCUACAGUAUGGGUGGAGUGUGGAAGAACAUAUCCGUCCCAAAGUUACAAAAACUCUCAACAGAACUUCUCAGAAGGAUCGAGUCCCUGCCAUGUAUAGCAUAUUUAUUUAUUUAUUUAACGCUUUAUUCGCCCCAGGAAGGGUUUACACUGAGCAUGCUCGCUCUUUUUUUCAGCGAUUUCCGUCUCGUUCAUUCAUAAAAGUUACGUACAUCAGUGAGUGUAAAGGAGCUGCCAAGUGGGACGACCGUGGUUUUAACUGUUCGCCGAGCUGCUCCGCCAGAGGAACCGGAGGUUGAGUGCCUUACUCAAGGGCACCUUGACACUAGAUGUUGAGAGAUUUAGAGUGUUAGUCAGUCGCUCGUCAGAGAGAUCACGAGUAUGUGAUUUUUAAGCUGCCGCUACCCCAAAUACUGACAUGCAUUCAAUUAUUGUGUUUGUCUGAAGAGGAUAACGGUAUGCGACUGAAUGAAAAGCACUGUGCCACGUUC
Sebastes umbrosus (honeycomb rockfish) is the source of this 4636-nucleotide messenger RNA. RefSeq names its product pleckstrin and Sec7 domain containing 2 (gene psd2). The coding region runs from base 766 to 3591 and encodes 941 amino acids. Gene Ontology annotation, molecular function: guanyl-nucleotide exchange factor activity. The transcript is spliced from 15 exons. The record is from RefSeq and is a predicted model, not a curated record. Lineage: Eukaryota; Metazoa; Chordata; Actinopteri; Perciformes; Sebastidae. Gene Ontology annotation, biological process: regulation of ARF protein signal transduction.